AUGGCUUCCUCAUCCGCCGUCGGCAAAGUCUCGCGUGAGGAGUUUAGGCGUCAAAAGGAUCUUGAUGCAGCGCGAAAAGCGGGUACAGCGCCUGCAGAGCUUGAUGCGGAGGGCCGUGCGAUCAACCCACAUAUUCCUCAGUAUAUCUCGCAAGCCCCUUGGUACCUUGACACAGGAAAACCUUCAUUAGAUCACCAGCGGAAAUCUGAGGCACCUGUAACUUCUGAUAUCGACAAAUGGUAUGAUCGAGGCAAGAAGGGACCGACAGCUACGAAGUACCGUAAAGGUGCAUGUGAGAACUGCGGCGCCAUGACGCACAAGAAACAAGAUUGUCUUGAACGACCUCGAAAGAAGGGUGCAAAAUAUACUGGAAAAGACAUUGCACCUGAUGAAAUCCUCCAGGAGGUGGCUGAAGGCUUCGAUGCUAAGCGUGACCGCUGGAAUGGAUAUGACGUCUCGCAGCAUCGCAAGAUCUAUGAUGAGUACGCUGCUGUUGAGGCUGCCCGACAAAAGAUCCGCGAGCAGGAGAUUGACUCACAGACGACGACUGAUCUUGCUGCAGUGCGCAAGGUAGCCAAAGCGGGUAAAGGCGAGGGCGAGGGCGCAGAUCCGGACUUCGGUUCAAGCGACGAAGAAGAUGAUGACGAAGAAAAGUAUGCGGAUGCAGCAGAUGCUGUUGGCCAGAAGCUCGACACAAAGACGCGAAUCACCGUGCGCAACCUGCGUAUCCGGGAGGACACCGCGAAGUAUCUCGUUAACCUUGAUCCAGACAGCGCUUACUACGAUCCGAAGACUCGUUCAAUGCGUGACGCUCCUCGAAAAGAUGUUCCUGUUGAAGAGGCAAAGUUUGCCGGAGACAACUUCCUUCGAUACUCAGGCGAUGCACCCGAAGUGCAAAAGCUACAGCUCUUCGCUUGGCAAAGCGCUGCCCGCGGCAACGACGUUCAUCUCAACGCGAACCCAACACACGGUGAGAUCUUGCACAAGCAGUUCCGCGAGAAAAAGGAAGAACUCCGCGACACUCAGAAAGUCGGUAUUCUCGCUAAGUACGGUGGAGAACAGUACCUUGAGAAAGCUCCGAAAGAGCUUCUCCAGGGCCAGACUGAAGAGUAUGUGGAGUACUCGCGUACUGGGCAAGUCAUCAAGGGACGCGAGCGCGUGAAAAUCCGGUCCAAGUAUGCAGAGGAUGUCUACAUCAAUAAUCAUACUGCUGUCUGGGGAUCCUGGUAUGACAUAUCGACAGGGCAGUGGGGCUAUGCAUGUUGUCAUUCUACGAUACAUGUGUCAUACUGCGCUGGUCGUGCGGCUAUUGAAGCGGCACAGGCCACCAGCGCACAGGCAAUGCUCAAUUCUGCCCCUCCCUCAUCAUCUGCUGCCUCGUCCUUGCCAGCCAAAUCCCUUGUUGAAUCACACCAGAAACGUAAACGGACGCUCGGCGAAGGCGAUGUGCAACUCGACGAAGCUCGAUUAGCGGAGGCCAUCGCCGAGGAACGCAAGCGUAAACUACGCGGUGAUGAUGACAUGGACGAUGACGACCGUGGGCGAAAAAAGAAAUAUAACAGUGCGCUCUCAACUGGUAAGGGCGAUAGCACGGAAGUUACAGAAGAGGAACUUGAGGCGUACAGGAGAAACCGAAUGGCUGGUGCGGAAGAUCCAAUGUUCAGCUACAAAGACCGAGAAGGAGACUAUGAAUAUGUCUAG
This is a messenger RNA of Fomitiporia mediterranea MF3/22, 1701 nucleotides long. RefSeq names its product pre-mRNA-splicing factor SLU7. NCBI's taxonomy places the organism in Eukaryota, Fungi, Basidiomycota, Agaricomycetes, Hymenochaetales, Hymenochaetaceae. The record is from RefSeq and is a predicted model, not a curated record. The transcript has 4 exons. Gene Ontology annotation, molecular function: pre-mRNA 3'-splice site binding. Gene Ontology annotation, biological process: mRNA splicing, via spliceosome. Gene Ontology annotation, cellular component: spliceosomal complex. Bases 1 to 1701 code for a protein of 566 amino acids.